AUGGAUAAUUUUCAUACUGUCUCUACUUUAGAUGAAAAAAAGGGUGGCAGAGUUCCUCUCAAUUCUUCUGUUGCAGAGUUUAAUGAAUGGAUUGAUAAUUGUGAACUUUUACAUGCUACAAGAACUGGACUUCAAUUUUCUUGGUCAAAUGGUAGAUGUGGAAGAAAGAGAAUCUUAUGUAAUCUGGAUAGGUUUCUGUUUAACUCAAAAUGGCUAGAGAAAUAUCCAGGGUGGAAGUAUCAUGUUACUGCAAGAGGGUUCUUACAAGUUAUAAUUGAUGCAUGGAGAGAAUAUUUUGUGGGUAACCCUAUUUACACUUUCAUGUCCAAACUAAAACACAUGAAAAUUAUUCUAAAGAAGUGGAAUUGGGAGAUUUUUGGCAAUGUUCAAGUUACUUUAAGAGAAGCUGAGAAGAAGGUGACUGAAACAGAUAUACUUUCUGAUGCAGAUCCUCAAAAUUUGGAGCUUCUAAAUAAGUAUAUCACAGCAAGGGGUGUAAGGGAUAUAGCAUCUCAGAAUUAUCAUACUACGUUGUGUCAGAAAUUAAAGAUUAAUUGGAUUAAAUUUGGAGAAGCUAAUACUUCCUUUUUCACACUAAUAUCAGAUUGA
Molecule: messenger RNA, 609 nt
Organism: Papaver somniferum (opium poppy)
Lineage: Eukaryota; Viridiplantae; Streptophyta; Magnoliopsida; Ranunculales; Papaveraceae
Exons: 2
Coding region: 1-609 (202 amino acids)
Source: RefSeq, a predicted model, not a curated record